UUAAUUAGAUUUCUCAUAGUUCUUCCCUUUUGGGAAGUCUAGAAGGAAUUUCCUAAUGAAAUCCAGAUGUUCAGUACAUCUGAAAGAAUGUUGUUGAUCCAAUACUUCUAAAAAUAGAUCAUGUCUUGUUUCUUUGAAAAUAGGGACAAUUUGUACUCAUCGAUCUGCACGAUCACAGUUUUUUCCACUCUACGAUCACACCAAUAAAAAAAUCAAAAAAUGUCUCAGAAUGUUCCUGCUACGAGAACAUCGUCAAAUUCAUGUUCUUCCAUCGUUAUAACAGCUCACUUUCUUGUGGUUGCUCAAUUCAUCUUGGGCCUCCUCCUUAUAGGAACCUAUUGGUACUCUGCAAACCAGUACAAACGCUAUGGGGAGAUUUCUCCUGCUAGUCUGGCCUUCAUCGCCAUCCCUGUGACUUUUGUUAUUGGGAACUUUUGCAUUCUGUUUGGAAGUUUGAUCUCUUUCAAUUCCGGAGGGAUUCUCUUUCGUACAACUCACGAUUUGAUCUACAACACCGUCGCCUUGAUUGCCUACUUAUCAGCCACGAUCGCGUUCUUUUCACAAUUUAUAACAACGAUUUCUUCAACUGAACCCGUUUACAAUGGCUACAUGACUGCCUCAAUUAUUGGAUUUUUCGUCUCAGGCUUUUAUUUCAUCAGUACAUAUUUUGUUUUUAAAUUCCAUAGAAUUUGUUAAAAAUGUUCAAAAGAUAAUUCAGGAAUUAUUUUUUUAUUAACUAGUAUUUGUUCUAACUGAUACAAAAAAUUGUUCUUCUAAUCAUAAAGUAAACUUGAAGAUAGGAAAUAGACUUGAAACGUCGAAAGAAUUAUUAAAUCGAUCGUACUAAAUCGUCUCCCUGAUUUUUUGUUUAACUAGCUUGUUUAACUUAUUUCUUAUAAAUAAAAUGGAUUUUCCAUUUGUAAUUUAUUUUUUUUAAAUAAUAAAUAAUUAUUUGAGAAAAAUACUUCUUUUGUAU
Molecule: messenger RNA, 976 nt
Organism: Lutzomyia longipalpis
Lineage: Eukaryota; Metazoa; Arthropoda; Insecta; Diptera; Psychodidae
Exons: 3
Coding region: 220-696 (158 amino acids)
Cellular component (GO): membrane
Source: RefSeq, a predicted model, not a curated record